UUGUGAGUAAUACCUUUGAGUCAUAAAAUAUUAUCAGGUCAAGAGCGGUUGUCAGAAAAUGUCACGACCAGAUAAUGCAGAGGCUUUAGAAAAGCAAUUAGCCAACCUACAAAUGAGUAAAGAAUCGAGUGCCUUAGGCAAAGUUAAGAAGAUACCACCUGCUGUGCCACCUAAAAAGAAGGCACAACCUCAAGUUCCACACAGUGCCGUUGUCAACACACUUCGGGAGCCUUCGUAUUCUACAAAAAUAUCUCCAGUUUUAAACAAUAACCAUCACACCUUUAAUAACACUAUCCCUCCGCAUCAAAAUUACAAAGAUUAUGUAAAUGUUAACAAUGCCACUGGACUUCCCAGUAAUUCAGCCAGACAAAACUUGGUGACACCGUCAAAGACUUAUGCCACAUAUAGUAACAUACCACCAUAUAGGAGUAACAACAGCAUUGUACCACCACCACCGCCUCCUCCACCACCUCCACAUACACUUCAAAGUUUGCAGCCUAAAUCUUUUACUGAUAAUGAAGAAUAUCCACCGCCACCUUCACCAGUAAGCUCGAAUUAUAGUGAAUUAGCCAGAGCCACGGCUAAUAUUAAUUACAACCAAGACAGAUUGUUUCAGCAAGGAAGACCUUAUGCACAUAUUUACCAAAAUGAAUACCCAGAAUAUGAAGUUUCUCAAGGUUCUACAUAUGAGUCAAUCUAUGAACCUAUAAAUCCACGUCCUCAAAGCACUUUAUCAGCUUCACAUAAUCAAGGAUAUCAUAAUAAUUUGUCAACCACAAACAAAUCUCCAUUGCCCAAGGAAGAAGAGGUUGAUGCACUUACAAAUCUUCUAGUUAAAUCAAUAGCAGAUAGUCAAGAUUUGGAUGUGUUUGGGAUUUGCAUCAAAUGUAAUGACAAAGUUAUCGGUGAAAGUUCAGGUUGCACAGCAAUGGGUAAUAUGUACCAUGUACAAUGUUUUUCUUGUUAUCAUUGUAACACAAAUUUACAAGGCAAACCUUUUUAUGCUGUUGAGGGGCAACCUUACUGUGAAUCUGAUUAUUACGAAACAUUAGAAAAAUGUUCCGUAUGUUACAAGCCAAUUUUGGAUCGAAUUUUAAGAGCUACUGGUAAACCCUACCACCCUGGUUGUUUUACUUGUGUUGUUUGUGGUAAGAGCCUAGAUGGUAUACCAUUUACUGUUGAUGCAAUGAACCAAAUUCAUUGCAUUGAUGAUUUUCAUAAGAAAUUUGCUCCACGCUGUUGCGUUUGUGAACUUCCUAUAAUGCCUGAAGAAGGCGAGGAAGAAACAGUACGAGUGGUUGCCUUAGAUCGUAGUUUUCAUGUGCGGUGCUACCGCUGUGAAGAUUGUAGUCUUCUGUUAUCAUCGGAAGCUGCAGGUCGAGGAUGUUAUCCACUUGAUGGUCGUAUUCUUUGCAAAAAUUGCAACGCUCAUCAAAUUCGUCUGCUUACUAAUGUCAUGACGACUGAUUUAUAAAAGUAUGUAUAAAGUAUAAUUCAAUAUAAACAUACAUAAUCAUAUGUUUUAAGAUAAGUUAUGUUAAUAUUGGUGACUAUAAAUGUUAUAAAAAGAAAUUAACAAUUAUUAUACUAAUUUAUUAGCUUAUAAAAAUAAUAAACGUGAUCAGCCGUCCUAUAUCUACAAACGAUUUGACUGUUUACAGAAACAGAUGUUGAAAAUCAUUUAUAUUUCUUAACUGAAUUCUAAUUUAUUAAAAAUUUUCCUUUUCUUGCAUUUAUGGAAAUUUUGGUGAUAUAAAUAAUGAAAUACUUUGUAAAGACUGACAAUUGGAAAAUAAGCUGUAUAAAAGCAAUAAAAUUAUGGAUAAUAAAACACAAGGUGAUCGUUUAUGUGUAAAGUAUAUUUAUUAAAAUAGAAUGUGAUAGUCUUUUGUCACUACUACCAACAAAACCUAUUUAUAAGAAGUUGCAUUAUAAAUGCUAUAAAAUUAGGCAAAUAAAACGAAACUGUUUCAAAGUUAUAUUUUGAAUAUUUACGAAAUAAUUAUGACAUGUGAAAACAAUUAUACUAAUUAUGGCAAAUAUUUACUAGCAAUUAAGCUUAAUUAUAUUUAUUAUAGUUGUAUUUUAUUA
Molecule: messenger RNA, 2091 nt
Organism: Plodia interpunctella (Indianmeal moth)
Lineage: Eukaryota; Metazoa; Arthropoda; Insecta; Lepidoptera; Pyralidae
Product: lipoma-preferred partner homolog
Exons: 1
Coding region: 59-1474 (471 amino acids)
Biological process (GO): cell-cell adhesion
Cellular component (GO): focal adhesion; stress fiber
Source: RefSeq, a predicted model, not a curated record